Molecule: messenger RNA, 2609 nt
Organism: Gadus chalcogrammus (walleye pollock)
Lineage: Eukaryota; Metazoa; Chordata; Actinopteri; Gadiformes; Gadidae
Product: glucosidase 2 subunit beta-like
Exons: 3
Coding region: 55-615 (186 amino acids)
Source: RefSeq, a predicted model, not a curated record
GGAGGUGCAGAGGGAGAGAGAGGAGGCUCUCUGGUCCGGCCCAGCAGCUGUCGCAUGGAGCGGCCCAUUCCGGGCCUGGAGACAUGGCCCAGCCUGCUCUCAACCUCCAGCAGCUACGACCUCCACCAGAGCCUGAACCUCCCCCGGGCCACGGCCCUUCUCCUUCAAGGCCCGCCGCGGCCUCGGCCCCCCCAGGCCCCCAGCUCCACGAAGGAGGAGGAGGAGGAGGAGGAGGAGGAGGAGGAAGAGGAGGAGGAGGAAGAGGAGGAGAGACCCAGGGCUGAGGACAGGUUCUGCUCUGGGGAACCACCAGCAGAGAUGACGGGCUCUGGCAGAGAGGAGCGACAGGAGGCCUCCAGGGAGCAGGGCCCUCUGGCUGACAUGCAGGCCCAGGAUGAGCAGCCUUGCUGGGGCUCGGCCCGCCGCAGGGAGGCCGCGACGGAGGCGGAGGUUAUUAGGCGUGUAGCUCAACGGCUGACGUUCAUCGGAGACCAGAUCAACACCACCGUUCUCUUUGUAGCUGAUGCUGCCCCCCAGUGGAGACACUUCAGAACGUGCCUCCACCUUCUCAACUUUGUCUCCCAGGCAUUCAACAACCUCUACCACUUCAGAUAGGACACCCUUUACCCGUUACCAUGGAUGACUACCUGGUGACUCCGGUGCUAAGCCACCCUAAGGGGACUCCUCUUGGCGGACUGGGGGGGGAUCCUUCCCAUUAAUGAGGGGUCUGGGACUGCUGGCCCAGACUGGAACCGCGGCCGUGGUUCUGUACAUUCUGUAAAUGUGUUGGCUUUCUUCUGUUGUGUUCACUAGCUUUUUGGUUGACUUGCAUUUUGUUUUUGAGGGACGUAGCUUCUUGUGUAGCAAUGUGUGUGCGCGAGUGACUCUUAUGUGUGGAGGACUGAUAUCUGAGUUUACAGCACUUGGAUGCUGGAGGAAGGAAUGCGCGCCUGAAUCCACCUGCUCUGGAGAAAACUGGAGAUCAUUCAUCCCAACGAUCAUUCAAGCCCAUCGCACGACGUGCCUUCCUACAAGACGUAAACGUGCACACAAUUUGACAAUCGCAACCUCAUCCCCGCUAGUGGAUGAGAGUGGCUAAUGCUAGCUGCAGUGAGCAGCUAGCGUGCAAGAUAGCUGUUAAUGCCUAUAUUGCAGAGACAGAGUACUGCAAUCUGAAGCCACCAGAAAGCCUGUGGAAAUGAUGGGAUCAGGACUACCUGACGCAUACACACACACAUACAAACACAUACACACACACACAUACACACACACAAACACUGGCGCGCACACAAACACACGCAUACACGUGGUAAAUGAUGGUGUUUGUGCACACUGUAGAGGAUGGUGCCAGUAUUUUAUCUCAGAGAUUUGGAUAUUAGCCAGUUAAUUUAGAAGCUUUUUGAAGGAUCGGUUUUUGAGCUAAGAAUCAACUUGAAAGUCGUUAAAGCGAAUUAAAUGGUUGUGUUCGAGUUCUGUGACACCUGCAGCUCAUGCAGUUUAUGUUAUGUUUUGGACUGCAUCGUGGAAGCAGUAGAGCCAGAUUACAAGAUUUGAAUCCAGUGGAUUUGAACAUUUCCUGAGAGUAAAAAGAUAUAUAUCAAUCGAUUUAUAAAGAUAUGAUUUGGAUUGAUAUAUAGAUAUGAAAUGGAUCGAUAUAGAUAUGAUUUAGAUCUUUUGAAAAGGUAUCAAUUGAUGAACUGAAUGAUCCCUUACAUUUUGUGCAAAAAAAAACAACGUGUUUAUAUCAGGACCAUUAUUUAUUUUGAAAAGGAGUUUUGCCUUGUUUAUGUUUUUCUACGUUUGUUUUUUUAACUUUCGUAUAAUGAUUAAUUUAUUUGUUCCUUUACAUUCCAGAUUACGUUUCUAUUUAAAAUGUUUAUUUUCAAUAAUGUAACAAUAAUCCUCUCCCAUAAUUGUCUGAACUCCUUUACAAUUUCAAUCAAUUUGAAUCAAAAUGCUGUCAUAGUUUUGAUGAUCGGUUUCUGUUCGGGCAGGCCUACGCUGCUAGGUUCAAAUUGGCUUGGUCAGCCCCUCAUCCUCUGUUAGAGCCGCUCAACUAUCAGACAUUAUUCAGCCGUCAGGAAGCUUUCAUUUGGUUUCUUUCUGUCUAAUAACCACUGUCACUGCCAGACCCAAAUGUCAUGAAAUCGGAGUCCCUUGUAUCUUUCUCUUCGGGCCUUAUGUGUUCUCGUGUGUUGGUUCUCAGUUCACUGUUCUCCAGUUAGCAUUUCAAACAGUUAUGUUGUGUAUUGUCCUGCGCAGCUACAAACACGCAGUUUUGUUAGACAACAGCGGCAUUUACAUUUUUCUAAAUACUUCAAAUGGUUGUGUUUGACAAUUUUCCAUGGUAUUUUAUUGGGCAAAAAAAAGGACGAGGCACUUCCGAACAUUUCCGGUAGACUUCCUGUAGUGGAACGUAACGUCCUGUGGUCCUCUCUUUGACUUCCUUGUUGAACAGUGCACUUCCUGGUUACGAGGCUGAAGUUUUGCUGGUCAGCCUGCAGCCCUGCACCAAAGGUUUCGGUGCAGUGUAUAUUUCUGUUUUCUACAUGAAUUUUGUACUUAUUUUCAUUUCACUUUUUUAUAUAAUAAAGAUACGUUGAUAUACA